Molecule: messenger RNA, 1614 nt
Organism: Periconia digitata
Lineage: Eukaryota; Fungi; Ascomycota; Dothideomycetes; Pleosporales; Periconiaceae
Source: the annotation of a GenBank genome assembly
AUGUAUCAGAUCGGCAAUAUCUACGGUAUAACGGCCAUUGCCGUCAUCGGUGGUGGUCUGUUUGGGUUUGAUAUUAGCUCCAUGAGCGCCAUCCUUCCCACUGACCAAUAUCGAUGCUACUUCAACCAAGGCCCUCACGGUCCUGGCUUCGACGAUGAGGUCAAAUGCUCCGGCCCAACAGCCAAUGUGCAGGGAGGAAUUACUGCUGCUAUGCCUGGAGGAUCUUUCAUUGGUGCGCUCUUGUCUGGUUACCUAACUGACAUGUUUGGUCGUAAGACAACUAUUCAAAUCGGCUCCGUCAUCUGGUGUAUCGGAUCCAUCAUCUCCUGCGCAUCGCAAAACAUUGCCAUGCUCAUCGUCGGUCGCUUCAUCAACGGUAUCUCUGUCGGUAUCUGCUCUGCUCAGGUCCCCGUCUAUGUCUCAGAGCUCGCACCUCCCUCCAAGCGUGGCCGUGUCGUCGGAGCGCAACAAUGGGCCAUCACCUGGGGAAUCUUGAUCAUGUUCUACAUCUCGUACGGAUGCACCUUCCUUGAGGGACCUACUGCCUGGCGUGUACCCUGGGGACUUCAGAUGAUCCCGGCUGUUCUUCUAUUUUUCGGUCUCUUCUUGCUUCCCGAAUCACCACGUUGGUUGGCUCGCAAGGAUAGAUGGGAGGAGUGCAAUGCUGUCAUCACUCUGGUCCAUGGAAAGGGCGAUCCCAACGCACCUUUCGUUCAUCUCGAGAUGGAGGAGAUCAAGCAGGCUAUCGAGUUUGAGAGACAAAACGCCGAUGUGUCAGUGACUGAGUUGUUCAAGCCUAAGAUGCUCAACCGUCUUCACAUUGGUAUAUUUACUCAGAUUUGGUCGCAGCUUACUGGAAUGAACGUGAUGAUGUAUUAUAUUUCAUAUAUCUUUGGAAUGGCUGGACUAAGCGGCAACAUCAACCUGAUCUCAUCCUCCAUUCAAUACAUCAUCAACGUAUUCAUGACAGUUUUCGCCCUCAUUUACAUCGAUCGCUGGGGCCGCCGCGCACCCCUCGUUAUCGGCGCUCUUCUCAUGGCUACCUGGAUGUUCGCCAACGCCGGAUUGAUGGCUACCUAUGGACGACCAGCCCCUCCAGGCGGUCUCGACAACAUCGCCGAGCAAUCAUGGCAGAUCACAGGACCAGCAUCCAAAGCUGUUAUCGCUUGCACCUAUCUCUUUGUUGCUAGUUACGCACCUACCUGGGGUCCUGUCUCUUGGAUCUACCCGCCUGAGCUGUUCCCUCUCCGCGUUCGUGGAAAGGCUGUUGCGCUUACUACCUCAAGCAACUGGAUCUUCAACUUUGCGCUAUCCUACUUCGUCCCACCUGCCUUCGUCAACAUCCAGUGGCGAGUUUACAUCAUCUUCGGGUGCUUCUGCACUGCCAUGGCCAUCCACACUUUCUUCGUCUUCCCUGAGACCGCCGGAAAGACGCUCGAAGAGGUCGAGGAGAUGUUCAUGCGCGGUGUGCCGGCAUGGAAGACUCGUGUUGAGUACAACAGCGUGAAGAAAGCGGAGCGCGGACAACUCGAUGACAAAGAGAAGGCUAUUGGUCUGCAGCAUGAGCAGAGCCCCGAGAGAUUGGAGAAUGCGGCUGGAGAUGUAAAAGCAUGA